This is a messenger RNA of Myxocyprinus asiaticus (Chinese sucker), 784 nucleotides long. RefSeq names its product protein BTG2-like. Gene Ontology annotation, cellular component: cytoplasm; nucleus. Bases 266 to 784 code for a protein of 172 amino acids. The record is from RefSeq and is a predicted model, not a curated record. Gene Ontology annotation, biological process: negative regulation of mitotic cell cycle; negative regulation of cell population proliferation. NCBI's taxonomy places the organism in Eukaryota, Metazoa, Chordata, Actinopteri, Cypriniformes, Catostomidae. The transcript has 2 exons.
UUGAGGUUUCAAAUGAAAACUCGUAGCCACUCACUAUAAUAUUGUAGUUGCAGUAGGUUAUCUGGUUAGUCCCCUGGCUUUUGAUUAUACUAGACUUAAUUGAAAGCAGCUGAGAAUUUUUAUAUUUACUUUGAUUGAGAAAAAUUAUUACAGGUGAGCUACAAUUCUCAAUUCACCCGUUUUUAAAAUAAAUAACUGUACUUGCGGAGUUUUAUUUAUUUUGCCCACCAGCCACUGGUAUUUAGUUUCAGCAUUGAUCAGAUAGAUGGCAGCUGGAAACAAGAUGAAAACGGAGGUCUCAACCGCUGCCACUUUUAUCAGCAGUUUACUGAGAACUAGAGGCUCUCUCACUGAAGAUGAGUUGCUUCUUUUCACUGAGACAUUGUGCAGUGCUCUGCUUGAGCACUAUCACCACCAUUGGUUUCCUCAAGCUCCCUGCAGAGGCUCUGGCUAUAGAUGUUUAAGGAUCAACCACAAAAUGGACCCACUCAUAGGCAACGCAGGCUCUGCCAUUGGACUUACACAAGAGCAGCUUUUCUCAUUGCUUCCAAAAGAGCUGACCUUGUGGGUGGACCCUUACGAAGUGUCCUAUCGAAUUGGCGAAGAUGGAUCCACGUGUGUUCUCUACGAGUCCUCACCAGCGCAGCCUAAAUGUGCCACCUCAGCAGAUACAUCAGGCCACUACAAGGAGGAACUGAAACUCAGACGAUCGAAUCGAUCAAAAGGGUUCAGUAUAAUGGACAUGUUGAAUUUGAGAGGUUUUACACCAAAACCCUCACUCUGA